AACAAGGGAGAAGAUGGAGGCCAACAGCACUGACCAAAGGACAACAACGGUUGGUGUACGAUUUUGGCGACCCAUGACACCUUUUAAGGAAUGGGUAGAGAUGGCGGGCAAAUAACCCAGAAAGCAAAGAAUACCUUCCCAAAGAGAUGCCCCCAUACUUCAUAUCCUUUGUUCAAUGCAUCUGAGAAUCCAGAUACAACACCAACCAUGUUCACAAGAAACAGGACACUUGCCAGGUUUGAAAGCGGAAACAAUAUACAAAAUGAGCGGUAUCGGAGCCAAGAUUAUAAAGGGAAGUCAUGACCAAGAUCGAGAGCAAGGAUUUCUUCCACCGUUCAAAAGCAAACUCAAACUCAUGGGAGGGAGACCAAUCCUGAUGGUAAGGAAAGGAAUUAAGGAAAGGAAUGACAAGUCCAAUGAACCUGUGUCUCAUUGGAGGGUCGGCUUGCGAGAAUGGAGACGGUCGUGUCAGAUCUCCAAGGCCGGCUUAAGGAGAUCACCCCCACUUAUGAAGGCCUUGAGGUCAUGGUGGAAGAGCUAAGGGGCCAAUUCCAAUGGACGUUGAACUCCAUUGUACACAUUCUUGGGCAAAAAUUCAGGGGCUAGCUUGAUCAUGUAAUGGCUGAACUCAAUGUUAUUCAAUAUGAGCUUAACGAUGUGAACCCAACCUUUAUCCCAAUGAACGACCUUU
This is a messenger RNA of Tripterygium wilfordii, 691 nucleotides long. RefSeq lists its product as uncharacterized. NCBI's taxonomy places the organism in Eukaryota, Viridiplantae, Streptophyta, Magnoliopsida, Celastrales, Celastraceae. The transcript has 2 exons. The record is from RefSeq and is a predicted model, not a curated record. Bases 176 to 541 code for a protein of 121 amino acids.